Messenger RNA from Protopolystoma xenopodis, 426 nucleotides. Lineage: Eukaryota; Metazoa; Platyhelminthes; Monogenea; Polystomatidea; Polystomatidae. The record is from the annotation of a GenBank genome assembly.
AUGUGGGAUAAAGAUUGUAUUUUUAGCCCCAAAUCUGCCCAAUCUGCCCAACCUGCUAGGAACCAGGCAGUCUCCGAACCCAGGAAGCUUAGCUACUCCCCGAAUCCCCUUGUAACAAGCUCUCAUUCGAGACAUCUUCAUCCGCAUCAUCAUAAAUUACCUAACCUGGGUCUCGGAGACCGUCUAGCCGAUUGCAAAGCGGUGCUUUGGUGCCCUGAUGACUACGUUUCUUAUGUUCAUGAUCUGGUUUGGAAGUCGUUUGUACCUUAUUGCUUGAACAGUUUCGGGCUUCAAACAUAUGUUUUUGUAGCCGGGUUCGACAGAGCUGUGCUUUCGCCUGCUGCCUCGCUGCACAGCAGUAGAACACAGGAGGAAAACAUGUCUCGCAGAAUUCCAACCAGGAUUGAACUGAAAGAGCGUGAAUGA